AAGAUUUUAAUAGCUCAGCAGAGAGUACCUUAUCAUCUGCAUUUUUCCACCUGUAAAAUCUUAUGACAUUUAAGUGUCAGCAUUAACUUAAUGUCCUCCACUGAACUCUUUGGCCUCCUGAAAAAUAAAAAUAGUGCCCGGUUUACGAUGUAAAUGGAAAGACUAGAUCCUUAGAUAGACUACGCCUUGAGCUGGGUGCUGCCAAGGGCCAGGGUUGCAUAAGUGACAACAUUAAAGGCCUCUUACGAGGGUUUGGGGCUCAUUGAUGGUUCCCAGGACUUUGACUCAGGACUGUUGUGGGGCUUUGGGGAACAUCUAAAAGAGGGAUUCAUUUUACAGGCCUCGUUGAGUCCUUGGCCAAUAUACCGGAGGUGUUGUUUCCUGACACACAGGAGGUCAUGAUUCACAAAGACAGACAAGGGGGUGUUGGUGGUCGCCAUGGCAGCCCGAGCUCCAUGUCCCUGCACAGACAACACUCCAAACUCCCCCCUAAAGAGGUGUUCAACGACAUCAUGUACAUAGUGGGCGGCUGGACCCAGGAGGACCCCUCUUGCCCAGUGGAACAGUUCUACCCCCUGGAGAAUGAGUGGAAGAACAUGGCCUCCAUGGUCAAUCACCGUGGUAACGUGGCCGUGUGCGGCCUGUAUGGAAAGAUCUACACAGUGGGCGGGUCCGAUGGUGUCACCUAUAAAAGCAAUGUGGACAGGUACGACCCACAAACUAAUAUCUGGAGUAACGACGUGACCCCACUGAGCAGCCCCCGCAGCGGAGUGUGUCUGGUGGAGAUGGAUGGAUACCUGUACGCCCUUGGAGGGUAUGACGGCAUGGUCUGCACCAACACUGUUGAGAGGUAUAAUCCCAAAAUGAACAGCUGGACGAAGCAGGCUCCGAUGCUGAGCCGGCGUUGUGGGGCAGCUGCUGCUGUGAUGGAGGGUCAGCUGUACGUGAUUGGAGGCAGCGAUGGAGACAUACCCAUGAACACAGUGGAGCGUUUUAAUCCCUUGGACGGGAUAUGGUAUGCGUGCCCCCCCAUGUUGACCGCUAGAGAGAACGCUGGCUGCUGUGUGUACCUGGGACGUCUGUUUGUGACGGGAGGACGGGAUGACCUCAACCUGGAGCUCAGCACGGCAGAGAAGUUUGAUCCAGACGCUCUGCGAUGGACCCCCGUCAAACACAUGAGGUGCAAGAGGAACAACAUGUCCCUGAUGGUGUUCAACGGGUCGUUGUUGGCUGUAGGAGGCUCUGAUGGCGUUACCAAUCUGAAAACAAUAGAAGUAUACAACCACGAGUCAAACACAUGGAGACACUUUGGGAGCAUGAAGACCAAGCAUCCAGGAGGCCAUGUUGCCAUGUUGAACACAAAACAUGGUUACAGCCUGUAACUGGAUAUGGCUUUGAUGGAAAAUAACUUAUGGAUUCAUCAUAUGUAUUAUGAUAUUAUUUAUUUAUGAUUUAUAAAGUGUAUGUCCAAGUAGUAAUCAUAACCACAAAUAUGAUUUAUACAAUUAUUUGACUAUGUAACAUAGGACAAUUACAGCUGGAAGCUGUAUGGAAUUUCUGCGACGGCAACUGUUAGACUCCUGUAAAUAGUGUUGUGCUUCUUCAAUAGAAAUGGUUUAUUGAUGGGUGUAUGCUGAAGGGAAAGGCAAGGAUGGGAACAUUGAAGGAUGAUUGAGAAAAGUCAUUUAGAAUGUGUAUGGCUGUGUCCCAAAUGACACCUUACCCAGUUAGCACAUUUGGUUCCUUGGAAGUUGUGGGAAUGUAUGUUUUUGGUUUUACAUUGGUCAUGGGAACGAAGCCAUACUUUUCCUGACAGGUAAAACUGAAAGCUUUUCAAAAGUUCUGAGAACAGAAGUAAAAAUGUUGCCUGUUCUGGGAACAUUUAUUUUUUUGUUUGCAGGGAGGUUCUGACUGAGAAUGUUUUACUCUGGUUCCUUGAAUGUUUUUCUGGGAGGUUAAUUAAUUAAUUAAUGCUCUGAGAACAGAAAUUAUAGGUUAUUUGGAGAUUUUUGAAUAACUUCCUUAAAACUUUCAAUUAAUGUUUCAAUAAAACUUAAUAAAACUGCUA
Messenger RNA from Oncorhynchus tshawytscha (Chinook salmon), 2068 nucleotides. Its product is annotated as kelch-like protein 20. The transcript has 9 exons. Gene Ontology annotation, molecular function: protein binding. The record is from RefSeq and is a predicted model, not a curated record. Lineage: Eukaryota; Metazoa; Chordata; Actinopteri; Salmoniformes; Salmonidae. Bases 399 to 1382 code for a protein of 327 amino acids.